GCAAGCCUAUGUUCACUCUUCCAUUUUGAUACGUGUGCUCUUUCGACACAAUCUCAAAUUGUCAUUACUAUUGCUGGGCAUAACAAAGCUUAAUGUAAGGUCCUUAGAAAGGAAAUCUACUAAUUAUGCGGGCAUACGUAGGGAUGCAAUUCCCCUCCUUUGGCCCAAGGGCCUUAUCAUCAUUAGCCCCUCCCUCAUUCGAGCACGAGUUGCCCUUGCAACCAUCGAUAAUGAGCAUCACCUCUGGUUGCAUGACGGUGGUGGAUCAAGAUCCACAAAUUUGUGGGCUUCGGGCAACAUCAAGGGGAAACCCGGGAUGCGGUGAAGUUGGGAGAAGACGGUAUCUAUUGGUUGGAUUCUUGAUGAAUUGGAGAUUUUUCAAGUGUUUGAAGUGUUUGAAAGAUGAGCUUUGAAGAGUCUUUUUUGGCUUGAACUUCGGCGUGCACUUAAGACGGAGUACAUACCCCUAGUAGCAUAGAACCAAAUAGAAGGCGGGCGGGAUGAAAGUGGCGGAAGGGAAAAACAUGCUUCCGCGCAACCUCCUCAACGGGCUGGAGGGGCAGAGUCAUUACGUCACUCCUGCGAAAGCGGGAGCCGGUAAAAGCGCAUAUUCCCCUUUGAUACCCCUUUGGAUCUAGUGGAGGUCGAUCGGGUUACCGAUGGCCGUCACAACCUCACCCACCCAGCCAAUGACGCCUGCCUACACACCCCUCGGACAACACUGAGGCUCCUAGUCCGCCCGGUCUUCCCCCUUUGAUGAGCCCGAUCUUCAGGUGAAACUGCAGACGUUGCAAACUCUGAUGCGGCCGGCAGACCGAGAGGAAGGUCGCCCGAGAAGUUGCCUGAGCACGGUGAUAUACCGUCAAAAUGGAGGUAGUCUCAUCGAAGGAGAAAUACACCUACGUACAUCCCCGAUGGGGCUAGCAGACGAAUGAUGGGUGACAGCAGCUUCAGAAAGGCAAUUGAGGCCCGAUUCAAUUGGCUCAAACGUUGUGAGGAGCGUGUGGGUAUCUGGAACACUUCUUCCGAAAACGGCCGUUCUUACACCUUCGUGCCCACUUCAGCCACGUUCCACUGAAUUUUUUGGAAUCUCUUUUUGCCUCUCCUCUGAUACUGGAUAGGGCCUAGCUGGAGCAAUCGAUGGAAACUGAUCCGCUUUGCGCGAUUUGCCCAAUGCUCACCACGUCAUUGUGCACCCUACUGGUCUGCAGUCGAAAUGGGUGGAGGAUGCCAAGUAUAAGGGCUAAGCACCCAAUGGUAGUAAUUUGGUCCAAUACUCCACCACGGAUCCAUUGUACGGGACUGCCACUGGGGGGGAACCGAUCAUCAGCCCGGUUCUCUGAGAUAUAAUGACUUAAUGAUUCCCAGAAAACUGUCCAUUUCCCCCAGUCUCACAUUUCAGGUGGGAUAUUCUUCUUCUGUGGCUCGCUAGACGACUGUCACCAACGCUCUGUUUUUCUAUAUCCUAUCUUUUCCUCUUCCCUCAAUAUACCCUCACACAUUCACUCUUCCAAUUCGUCCAUCUUCAACAUGUCUCAAGCCGCCAAUGCUCCCAAUGGAGCUAAUGCUGCUUCUCAUGACGUCGCUCCCAACGAGGUGCCAAACGAGUUGCCCAUCCCUGCGGAGACUGGCCACGGCCACGCCAUCGAGAUUCCUGCCACCAGGAGCUCUAUCAGUGAUGUUCACAUGCAGCGUUUGAGCCUGGCCCCUUCCAUGAAGGACCGCCGGGGCUCGCGCAACUCCUUUGGUGUCUCGCUUCCUAUUCCUCGCGAGCCGCGGAAGUCUUCGCGUCUGUCUGUUGUAGGAAAGCCCAUCAGUCAUGUGCGCAACAUCCUUGCUUCCGAGUUGCAAGAUCAGGAGAAGGAGAAGGUUCAGAAGGUCAAGAACAUGUGCUUCUGCUUCGACAUUGACGGUGUGCUGGCACACGGUAACAAUGCUAUUCCCGAGGCUCAAGCGGCUCUCAAGAUGCUCAAUGGCGACAAUGAGCUCGGUAUUCAAUUCCCAUACAUUCUCCUCACCAACGGUGGUGGUAAGACCGAAGAGGCUCGCUGCGCCCAGCUUUCGGAGGUGCUCGGCGUUCCCAUCUCCACCGACCAGUUCAUCCAAUCCCACACUCCCAUGCAGGCUCUCGCAGAGUACUACGAAAACGUUCUUGUUUGUGGUGGUGAGGGAUUCAAGGUGCGUGAGGUCGCCGAGGCCUACGGUUUCAAGAACGUGGUCCACCCCAAGGACAUUCUGGCUUGGGACCCCACAAUCUCGCCCUGCCGCAAGUUCACCGAGGAGGAGCAGAAGCUGGCCAAGCCCCGCGACUUCUCCAAGUUCAAGUUCGAUGCCAUUAUGUGCUUCGCCGAGUCGCACGACCAGUCGACCGAGUUCCAGAUCAUCCUUGAUCUUCUCCUCAGUGCCAACGGCAGGCUCCUCACCCGUGCCAAGGAUCCCGCUGCUCGGGAUGCCGUGGCCGGCCACAUUCCCAUCUAUUUCUCCCAGGGUGAUCUGCUCUGCCCCACCGAGCACAAGGGUCCCCCACGUCUGCACCUGGGUGCUUUCCGUGUUGCUCUGGAGGCUCAGUAUAAGGCUCUUACUGGCCGCGAUCUCGACCGUAUCGUGUACGGUAAGCCCGAGCGUGCUACCUACAUCGUCGCCGACGAGAUUAUCAAGUCCUGGAUGGAGGAGAUUCACGGCGAGAAGCGUCUGCCUGAGAAUGUCUAUAUGAUUGGUGACAACCCCCAGUCUGAUAUCAUCGGUGGAAACCUGUACGGCUGGAACACUUGCCUUGUUCGCACUGGUGUCUUCCAGGGCAAGGGCAAUGACGAGAACAACCCCGCCAACUUCGGUGUCUUCGAUCAGGUCUACGAUGCCGUCAAGGCCGCCAUCCGCAAGGAGCUCGGUGAUGACUUCAAGUUCAAGUGGGAUCCUAAGAAGCACUCCCCUCACGGCUCUGCUGUUGAGUAAGGGUGUCUCGCCAAGAAACCUUCUCUUCUCUUUCCUUCUCACUUCAAAUCACUUCUUUGGUGACUCAUUGACGGCCAUCAAUCACGUUGCGCGUCGCUACGGAGUUCUUGACCUUCUUUUCUUGCCCUUUUUUGUUUGAAAUUCCCACUUAUUUUCUAGAAUCGUCGCAUCUUGUUUCGGAAUUUGGAUUACGGAAACCAAGCCUAUCGGAUAUAGGUUCAGGGCUCUGAUAGAUACUUGUCACUUAUCUAUCAAUGAAAAUAACGAGCACACUUUACGAACAACGAAUAACUUCUUUUUUGAAGCGAAACUUUAUAAAUCUUCAAAUUCUUUUCCGGAAGCCAUGUGCAUAUUGCAUAUUCAUGACGUCAUAGACUAAAUGGAUCAUCUUAUCAUACUGUUCCAC
Messenger RNA from Penicillium brasilianum, 3358 nucleotides. Lineage: Eukaryota; Fungi; Ascomycota; Eurotiomycetes; Eurotiales; Aspergillaceae. The record is from the annotation of a GenBank genome assembly.